This is a messenger RNA of Limulus polyphemus (Atlantic horseshoe crab), 3465 nucleotides long. Its product is annotated as flotillin-1-like. The coding region runs from base 188 to 1480 and encodes 430 amino acids. Gene Ontology annotation, biological process: regulation of receptor internalization; protein kinase C signaling; positive regulation of endocytosis. The transcript is spliced from 12 exons. The record is from RefSeq and is a predicted model, not a curated record. Gene Ontology annotation, cellular component: plasma membrane. Lineage: Eukaryota; Metazoa; Arthropoda; Merostomata; Xiphosura; Limulidae.
CUGGGUUGCUAAGCAGCGAAAUUUAUGUAGUCUUUUAUUGUUGUUUUUAUAAAGAAGACGUAACGAUAAAGACGGCUGGACGUAUUUGUAUUUUUAUAUCUCAUGCUAAACUUGUAUAUGUUUGAGUCUUAAAUAAAGUUUAUUAUAGAGUUAUUGAAUGUUCUAGUUUAUUUUCCAAAUCGUGAAAAUGGCAGCGGGAUUUGUUACUUGUGGGCCCAACGAAGCUCUUGUUAUUUCAGGAUGUUGCUAUGAAAGUCCAGCAAUAGUGCCUGGUGGAACAGCAUUUGUUUGGCCCUGUAUUCAACAAGUACAAAGAAUAAACCUCAACACCAUGACUUUAAUGAUUGAGAGCCCUACAGUUUACACUCAACAAGGAGUUCCAAUAUCAGUCACUGGAAUUGCUCAGGUUAAAGUCCAAGGCCAGAAUAUGGAAAUGCUUCGAACUGCUUGUGAACAGUUUCUUGGAAAACAUGAGAAUGAAAUAAUGCACAUUGCUCGGGAAACACUCGAAGGACAUCAAAGAGCAAUCAUGGGCCAGAUGACUGUGGAGGAAAUUUAUAAAGAUCGAAAGAAGUUUUCCAAGCAAGUAUUUGAAGUGGCUUCUUCAGACUUAGUGAACAUGGGAAUAACCGUAGUGUCAUACACUAUUAAAGACAUCAAUGAUGACCAGGGCUAUCUUAAAGCUUUAGGAAUGGCUCGCACUGCACAAGUAAAAAGAGAUGCACGUAUAGGAGAAGCUGAAGCAAAGAAAGAUUCUCAAAUUAAGGAAGCUAUGGCAGAGGAAGAACAAAUGGCAGCACGUUACUUGAAUGAUACAGAGAUUGCCAAGUCUCAGAGAGACUUUGAACUGAAAAAGGCUAUUUAUGAUAUGGAAAUUAACUCAAAGAAAGCAGAAUCAGAUAUGGCAUACAGUCUGCAGGCUGCCAAAACACGGCAGAGAAUUAAGGAAGAACAGAUGGAAGUGAAAGUGGUGGAACGCACUCAAGAAAUACAGGUGCAAGAACAAGAAAUACAGCGAAGAGAGAAAGAGCUGGAAGCAACCAUAAGAAGGCCUGCUCAAGCUGAGAAAUACAGAUUGGAAAAAUUAGCUGAGGCAAACAAAAAUCGUAUCGUUAUGGAAGCAGAAGCUGAAGCAGAGGCAAUUCGUCUCAAAGGAGAAGCUGAAGCAUUCUCUGUGGAAGCUAAAGCUAAGGCAGAAGCUGAACAAAUGGCUAAAAAAGCUGAUGCUUUUAAAGAAUACAGUCAUGCAGCAAUGGUUGAUAUGAUCUUGGAAACCCUACCAAAAAUAGCAGCUGAAGUAGCAGCUCCACUUUCACAGUGUAAACGUGUUGUGAUGGUUUCAUCAGGAAAUGGAGAAGUAGGAGCCAAUAAGCUGACUGGAGACAUUUUGGAUAUUAUGGGAAAGGUGCCAGAUAUGGUCACUCAGUUAACUGGAAUUAGUAUUAACAGUUCAUUGAGGGCUACUCAAACUUCAGUGUGAAUUGAAUGAAGACAAGUAAAAGAUUGGUGUUUUGGCUCUGAUUUCUUUGUGCUACAUAUAUUUCAGACCACAGAAAUAUUUUAAUAUAACUGAAGCAUAAAAUGUUUAUAUGCUUUGUGAAUUAAAGCUCAGAUCAGUUAACUGUACCAAUGUUUUCAGGUUAUAAUCAGUAUAUUGUUUGGUUAUACUCAUAGUUUUUAAAUAACACGAUGGAAGAUUAGCAUACAGUCUGAGGCUUACAUUCCUAAACUGUUUUAUGUUGUUAUUUUUCAUCAUUUGAUACAUAAGUUUAGUUUUAAUUAACUCUUAACAAUUUUUUUAAGUAUCUCACCACUUCUCAUAAGUAUUUUCUUCAGUAUCCAGUGUUAGCUUACAUGGGAACACAACCAUUCUGAGUAUCUACGUGGUUCAAACAAAACUACAUUCCUGACAUUUUCUAUUGGCAGGUAUCCUUCCUUAAACAGGACUACAUUACUAUUGUUCUUCCUUUGACACUAUUGUAUAAUGUAUCUUCAAGGAGAAGGACAUCCUCAGUAUUCAUCUGUAACUUAACCAUUUUUGGUAAUCUUUAACAUGGAUCACACCUGAAACCCAAAGCACUUAAUUGUUUUGUAUUUCUGUAAUCACUUCAUGGUAGCUACUUUAUUAUUUUUACAAUACUUCAACACAUUUCAAUAGUUAUUUAAUCUGAAUUCUUUUUCCUGAAACCUUCCCCUUUUUAAAAUACUUGUAGACUGUCAUAGAAAGGAUAAAUGAUAUGUAAUUUUCAUAUGAUAUAAAUUUGAAUGCUUAUGUGGCACAGGAGUUGUUCAUGUAUAACUUUUUCAAUGUUCACAUGUUCCUUACCAAAAUAUCAAUGAUACUCAGAAUACAUAUAAUUUAAGGACAGCAUGGGAUCUUUGGUCCAUCUAGGCCAUCCCAUCCACUAAACUAGACUUUGGAAUAAAAAUAAGACACUCAAAACCAGCCCUUAUCAUUCAAAUAUUUAUCAAGUCCUCCCUUUAACUAUCUUAAACCACAAUCUUUAACCAUCCUGUAAGAAAAAUAAGACUGUCUUAGUUGAAGGUGACUUCUACCCUGCCAAAAUUUAUAUUUUUGUCCUCUUGUCUUACCAUUCUCACUAUUAGAUACAAAAAAAGGUGUUGCAUCAAUACUAUCAGUUCCCCUAACAAUUUUAAACACCUCGAAUUAAUCCAGUUUGACUCAAUUUCAUUUAUAACAACCCUCUGCUUUCUUCCAUCCAGCCAGUUUUCUAUUCAGUGAACUGACCUAUCCCCCACAUAUACACAGAUAUUUUUUUAGUAAGCUUUUAUGUGGCAUCUUGUUAAAUGCUUUCUGAAAAUUCGGGUAGUAAAUAUUAACCUCUUUGAAGAAUGUCAAAAGAUUAAUAAGGAGAGAUUUUCCCAUAGUGAAAUCAUACUGACUAACCAACAAAAUGUUUUGUUAAAUCACUUUGCAAGACAGCUUUUAUCAGGCUUUCAAAACUUUUCCCACCACUAAUGUAAAACUAAUAGAUUUAUAAUUACUGGGACACUUUUUAUCACCUAUUUGGAAAGAGGAGUAUCAUUCACCAACGUCCAGUAUUCUAGCAUCUGCCCACUCUUCAGUGAUUUACAAAAAAAUAGUAAUAAGUGGCUCAUAUAGCUAAUCCUUAUCCUCAUUCAAAACCCUUGGGAAAAUAUUAUCUGCCUUAGGAACUUUAUCAUUCUUUAAAUUUUCCAAUUUUUUCUUAAUGAGCUUAGAAUUAAUUUAAUCAUCUUGUUUCGUUUUGUUUCCAUCUAGCAACUGUUUAGGAUGAAAAAUAUUGGAGAAAUUUUCAUUUGUAAAAGUUAAAGAAAAAAGUAAAAUUUAAUACCCUAUACAUCUCAUUUUAAUCAGAUAUUAGCUUUCCUGUAUCAUCCUUCUAAGAUCCUACUCCCAUCCUAACAUUUUGCUUACCCUUAAUGUAUUUAAAGAAAUCCUCACUUACUGAUUCUUACAUUUUC